Messenger RNA from Rana temporaria (common frog), 5308 nucleotides. RefSeq names its product probable G-protein coupled receptor 158. The record is from RefSeq and is a predicted model, not a curated record. Gene Ontology annotation, biological process: G protein-coupled receptor signaling pathway. The coding region runs from base 602 to 5092 and encodes 1496 amino acids. Gene Ontology annotation, molecular function: G protein-coupled receptor activity. Gene Ontology annotation, cellular component: membrane. NCBI's taxonomy places the organism in Eukaryota, Metazoa, Chordata, Amphibia, Anura, Ranidae. The transcript has 11 exons.
UCCUGCUCCUUUUGGAUUUUUUAUCUUUUCUCCAGCAAUGCUUGCUUUAUCAGCAUAGGAUUAGGCAGCCAUGUCAUGGGAAGUGGGCAUAGGGCAUGGGGCAGUGCCAGGCACAGACUGAUGGACCAAGUGACGUUCAUAAAACUAGAACUGGCUGGAGAGGGAGGGGCUGCAGGAGCGGAUGAGGCAGAGAGAUGAAUAGAGACAGAAAAGGGGAUACAACAAGAGGGAUAUAAAUGGAAAAAGUAAUUUAAGAUAGAAAAGAGAACACAGCGAGAAACAGAGAGCGAGAGAAGGAGAAGAGGAGAAGUCAGAUAAUACAGAUGUAGAGAGGGAGGUGGAGGCAGAAAGAAAGAAGUGGGAAGGAAGCAUGGGAAUCUUAGUUUGUUAGAGAAGGACAGAUACAUACACAGCACUCACGUGAGACUGUAGCUGAGAUCUACUUUGGGGAUUCCUCUGUAGAUGGAAUGAGAUCAUGGGGAUUCAUGCCCUGGUAGGCAUUUGGUCCUGCUGUGCAAUGAAAUUUCUGUAUAAACAAGGGACGGAGCCAGGACUUUUGGAAGGAAGGGCAUCUCUGGCAUGAUAUAUUACUUCUGGUGAGAUGGAGGUGAUGUGGUGGGCACUGCUGUGGUGCCAUCAUGCCCAGCUUUUUCUUCAUGCCAACCAGGAUUUUCAGAGCCCUUCUUGGAACAAUGACAUUAAUGAAUUAACCCCAAAACAAACUCCUUCAACUCCAACAUCCUCGCUGCCCCUGCCUACUCCUUCAGAUCUUUCAUCGCUACCCUCUUUGCAAGACUCUUCUCCUACUUAUUCAAUUUUGACCCCAUCUUUAUUUUCACAAGAUGCUACAACCACCAGUCCUACAACUACUCCACAGCCAUCUACUCCUGAACCAGACCAGCCAGAUGAAGAAGGCAAAAAAGCAGCUCUACAUUUUCUGCACUCAGGGGAUUUUCUGUCUCUGUCAGAAGUGAACUGCACCAGGAGGUAUGAGAUAAAUGACCUGCAGGGAUCCCCACCUGAAUCCCUUCUCCAUCAUGUCAGAAGACCAAUUGACUAUCUUCUACAUGCCACCAACUUCCUUAAUAUGAUAUUUCAAGCCAGUGACAUGCGAGAAUCCAGUAUACGAGAAGAUAUGGAAUGGUAUCAUGCUUUGGUUCGCAGUCUUGCUGGGGGAGAUCCACACAUUCGUCGGGCAGCACUCUCCUUCACUGCCCAACCUCUAUCCUCUAAACCCCAGCUACUUCUUCAGGCAACAAAGGAAGGUCAUGAAAUUCUUCUUCAAGACCUCUCCUCAACCCUGCACCGUGUAAGACAUAUAAAAAAUUAUGGUAUAUGGAACAGCUUUCAAACCAACCUCUCUCUUACCAAAGCCAUUCUAGUAAAUGACCUGCAAAGUUUGGAGACACCUAAGUGGAGCCGUGGAGACAGCUACAUUGUGGACCCAAACCAAGUUCAAUGGUCAAAGCCUUUUCUGGAAUGUGAGGGGAGUCGCUUUUCACAAAAAUGGAUGAUCUCACUUUCUACAGCAUUCUAUGGGCUAAAACCUGAUCUGAGUCCAGAGUUUAAGGGAACCCUGCAUGUGGAUGUGCGUUUGUUGAGUCUGGGAAUAGACCAGUGUACCCAGGGUUCCGUCUGGUUUGCUAACACUCACAAAUGCAACAAGAACAGUACUCAGUGCAUAUCGGAUGAAAGAGACGGCUCCGUCUUGGGCAGGUACAGAUGCGUGUGCCAGCCUGGCUAUUACAGGACACAGACUGAGGGAUUAGACAAUUCCUAUCCAGGGGUCACUGCCUGCCUGCGCUGUUGUAAGGGAUGUACCACUUGUGUGGAUGACUCUCCUUGUGUGGCGGAAGAGGACUGGGCCCUUCGUGUUACUGUAUUAUCAUUACAAGCAGCUGGGAUGCUGGGAGUCUUCUUGAGCAUGCUGGUCUCCUACAACUUCCGAGAAAGCAAAAGGAUCCGGGCCUCAGGUCUUAUUCUCCUGGAGACAAUCCUCUUCGGGUCACUGCUGCUCUACUUUCCAGUAUUCAUUGUGUAUUUUAAACCUGGUGUUUUUCGUUGUAUUGCCCUUCGUUGGGUUAGAGUUCUUGGCUUCUGCAUAGUAUAUGGAACCAUUAUUCUUAAACUUUACAGAGUCAUGAAAAUUUUCGUUUCGAGGACUGCUCAGCGUAUUCCCUACAUGACCAGUAUGCGUCUAAUACGCAUGUUAGGUGUUAUGGUGAUGGUGUGUAUUUGGUUCCUUGUGGGAUGGACAGUGGGAACAAUGGAGAAUGUGCAAAGAGGAGUGCCUGUGGUUGUCCACUCACAAACGCAAGAAGGGCUUAUGUUUUACAUGUGUGAUUAUGACCGCUGGGAUUAUAUGAUGGCUUUGGGUGAGCUAUUGUUUUUGUGCUGGGGCAGUUACCUGUGUUAUGGAGCUCGUACUGUGCCCUCUGCUUUCCAUGAGCCACGUUACAUGGGACUGGCAAUACACAAUGAGAUGCUUCUAUCUGCUGCAUUCCAUAUACUCAGGUUUGUUAUGGUUCCAUCACUUCAACCGGAUUGGACACUUCUUCUGUUCUUCAUUCACACACAUGGGACAGUCACAAUGACACUUACUUUACUGUUUGUGCCCAAGUUCUUGCAUGCAGGAGGUCCUCUACAGGAAGAGAUUGCAGCUGAAGUGUACGAAGAUGAGAUGGACCUGAGGCGUUCUCGAUCCAAUCUAAAUAGCAGUAUCACCUCUGCCUGGAGUGAGCAUAGUCUGGACCCUGAUGAUAUCAGAGAUGAGCUGAAGAAGCUUUAUGCACAAUUGGAAGUCCACAAAACUAAGAAGAUGACCUUAAACAACCCUCAUCUGCAAAAGAAGCGCAGUUCACGUCGGGGACUUGGACGCUCUAUUAUUAGGAGAAUCACAGAGACCCCAGAUUCAGUUUCAAAGCAAGGUGGAUGUGAAGAGCAUGAGGGACCACCUGGUUCAGCUAGUGGGCAAAGGCGAAGGCUACAGGACAGUGGAAGCAUUAAACUACGUGAGGAGUCUUUAAGACAGAGAGUUCUAUCCUUACGCAAGUCACACAGCACUUAUGACCACAUGCAAGAAUCCAAGGAUACUGGAGCUACAUCCCCACGUCUGGAGAGCUCAUCCCGAGAUGCAUCCUUGCGUGACUCUCUAAUGAGACGAAAUCUUGCCAGGAAUGUGUCGCUACGCUCUUGUGGAGAUUCUCUCCGUCAGGCCACCCUGGUCUGUAAAUCUCUUAGCGCCCAUAAUUUGUUAGCAGAUAAGAAACCAUUAGCUGUACCUGCUGGAACUCUACAGAAGUCACAUAGCAUGAUAGGAAGCUCAAGAGGAAAGGGCCCACUAACAGACACUACUACAGAGAGGUCAAGGGAGGGGAGUCGUAACCUAUUAUUAGGGGGAAGUUUUGACAAAGCGGUAGUAUGUCCUUGGGAGCUGCAAGAGCUCCCAUUAUUAUCUGAAAACCAAUCUCAAAAACAUGUUAGUUAUGCACCUGCAAAAUGUAGUAGUCUAGACAGUUCUCAUGCAUCAGGAAAGCAACACGGUUCAUGUGGAAGAAAAGGGGAAAUAGGAGUAAAGUACCAUAGUGUGGGCAGCAGUGAUGAGCCCAUAAGUCAAAAUGAGGUACAUCAGCGAUCAGAGCAACCAAGGAAUGAAAAUUGGGGCUCGCCACCUCUCACGGGUAGUCAUGUAACUAUACAAAACACAGAGAACUUUGUGUCGAAUGGGACAGGUUUGGACAUGACAGGUACAACAAUAAAGAAACCAGAGUCCAUAGAAUUGACACAGCCACCAUAUAAAAGUACACUAAAAAGUUUGGUUCUAGCUGUCAGAGCAUUUAAAGGAACAACUGGGGGGAAAGAGAACAAGGAAAGAAAAUCUACUGUGGAGGAAACAGAGGAUGCCAAAAAACAGUUGCUUGAAACAAUUUGCCCUUGGGAGGUAGAAACUGAAUUGAUUGGGGACAAGAGACAAAAACCUACUUCACUGAAUUUAACAGAUAAUACGGCACCAAUUUCUACAUCUCAAUUAGAACAGCACACUCUUAACAGAGAGGAAAAUGAAGAUAAACAGUCCACUUCCAAAACUUCCAAGCAUACUUCUCCAGUCAGAUUAGAGAAAAUGAGUGACCUAAGGGAGGCAGUAUGCCCUUGGGAGAGCAUGGAAGGUAUUAAAAAUGUUCCUUUUAAGUCAAACAGUGUAGAGAGCAGAAGGAGUGAAAUAUGUCCAUGGGAAAGCACAGACAGUGAAGGCCCAGGUGGUCCCUUAAGUCAGUCAGGGAGUUGCCUAUCCUUUCAAAGUCCCCUAGCAGAUGGAAAGAAGAGUGAAAAUGAUCAUGUAUGGGAAAGUGUGGAUAAAAGAAAAGAGAUUUGUCCAUGGGAAACAGGUGAAGUAGAAGAAGUUAAAACAAGAGGCCUGAGUGGACGUAACUUAACUAUGAAACUUGAAGCACUAGGCAGACAGAGAGAUGCAGUGUGCCCGUGGGAGAGUGAGGAGUCUGGGGGCUCUCCUGGCACUCUUAGCCAAUCACAGAGCAAGACAUUUGACACAUGCCAUAUUCAGUCCAAAACUUCUGACAGCUUGGAUUUGGAAUCUCGAAGAGGCGAGAUCUGUCCUUGGGAGAGUUUGGACUCUGAAGGAACUCCAGCCGCCAUGAGUCAGUCUCAGAGUCACAGCUGGGAGCCUACUAAGGGGGCAGAAGAGACCACAACAUUGAAGUCAUCUAAUCCAGCAAACUCAUCUGGGUGCCAGUUGUACAAAUCACAAAGUAAGCAGGAUUCCUUGUGCAGCUGGACAAGUGAAGAUGCUCGACCACUAACUAAAAUCAUAAGCAAGAGUGAGGGUGGUCUGUACACCUCAGAAACAACAAUAAAGCAUGAUAAUAGGCGUGGUCACCAUUCUCUUGUUGAGAAAACCAAGAGGUGUGUGGACCAAAAGGAAAGUAGCACUAAACCAACACAGAAUGCAAACAGACACAACAUGGAGGCCUCGGGGGUUGAACACACAAACAAAUUGGCAGAGCUGUGUCCAUGGGAAGUGCAGACAGAACCUCUAGAUAUGCAAGAUACCCAGGUCAAAGCUGGCAAAAUUUAAGUCUUUCCAUGAGACCUUCAAUAACAUUGAGUAGAAGAGACAAACUGUUUAAAUAGGGUGAAAGUUAAUGACUCAUAAUGAAGAAGAUAUAUCAUCACAGGGUUUUAAAGCUUACUUUAAAUUCUAUUCACAUUGACUUUACUCUUCCAUGAUUAAAACAAAAAUCAAUGGUAAAUGAGAUCCUUUGUUUCCAAAUCUGAUAAAAAAACAAACAAA